UGAUUUUCUUUGUUUGACUGUUCUCGCUGUUCAGCCAAAAAAAAAAGCCUCAAAAAGCCGAAAAUGAUGACCAACUCCGACAGUUGCGGCGAACUGGUCGCUGUGCCGAGCCCGCCGCCGCCGUCUGCGCUGGCGUCUGGAGUUGCGCUGUCGAACGCACUGGUGUCGUCGCUGCCGAGUCUGGCGGAGGCAACUCCCGCUGCAAGUACUCCAACAGCGACGACGACGAGCGAGGAAACUACCGACACCAACCAGGCUGUCUCAGCCAGCCUUCCCGCGCAUAGUCCCGGGCCCGGUGCCGAUGAGGAAACCGGACCCGUCGUUUCGAUUGCCAGCAUGAUGAACGAGUACGAGUCGCGUAUUGCUCGAGAAGUGCUCAAGUGGGAGCGCGACACGUUGCACGAGGUCCACCAGAGCCACAAAUCUAAGAAGAAGCUCGAACAAGCUGUUGCCGCAACCCCGCCGAGAACGGCAACUCCUACGCCCUCUCCCGCUCCGGCCACCACAGCCGACGCCGACAGUGCCAAGGCUGCACAACCAGGAGCCGCCACGUCCUGGUGGGAUUGGUUGACUGGCUCGAGCGCCAUUUCUCAGAUGACGACCAACGCCAUUUAUGACUGCCUCGUGAGAAUCGAAUCGCUGGCCCUCGACACCGUCUCCCUCGACGCGCUGCAGCACAACAUGAUGACGUUUGCAGCGCGCAGCGGCUUGGCGGAAAGCAUUCACUCGCCUGCAGAGUUUGACCUGUUUACGCUCCAGCAGCUGGACGAGCUGGCUGCCACUUACGCGUCCCCGUCGUACCUGGCGUCGUUCAUCCAAGGCGCUGGUCUCGGCCUUGGCGGGCUGCUCUUCAUGACGGCAGACAUUCCCCUGCUGAUUGCGCUGAACUGCCGCGUUCUCGCUCAGCUCGGCUACAUUUAUGGCGGCCAGUACUACGCCAAGCCCGCCGUCGUUCUGCACCUGUUUGUGUCUUCGUGCUCCUCCAUGCUUGCGGAAGCCCAAGACGAUGCUGUGCGUGCACACAGCGCCGCCCACGAUCUUGUUAGCGAGUGGCAGCGUCGUGUUUCGCUCGAGACGCUUCGCAAGGACGUCAUUACCGAUGUGGAGAAGGGCGUUGUCACUGAGGUGAUCAAGAAUAUUUCAAUCUUCCUGGCGGCCCACUUUGCAAAGAGCAAGCUCCUCCAGCUCAUCCCUGUUGUGGGUGGCGCUGUGGGAGCAGGGUCAAACUACUUUUUCACCGCAACGUGCGUGCGCAACGCGCAGAUGACGCUCCGUCGUCAGUACCUUGACCGCCGUUUCGGAAUGGCGGCUGUGCACGCGUGUCUGGACGCCCAAGACGACGAGGCGUUUGCAUGGACGCUUGUCGAUCACGCCGAAGACGAUGGCGAUUUUGACGAGUUUGCAAAGUCGCCGUCGCCGGAUGAAUUUGUGUCGACAACCAGCGGCCAAGGGCUGCUUGUGCAUGAUGUGGCGAUCGAGCAAACGGAAGACGAGGAGGCAGCUCGCAUUGCGCUCUCCUUGAGCAUGCAGCGUGUGUCGGACUUGGAGCACCAUCCGCUGAUGGGCGUGCCGGCGCUGUCCGAGCUCCCUGCGCAUUCCGCCCGCACUCACAAGGGUGGCUCUACAUCGUCCGGCUUGUCUGCGAGCUAUCUUUCCGCCACUCAGUCUUCUUCUUCGACGUCGACCGGGACCUCCACGGCCUCCACCCCGUCCUCCUCCAGGCCCCCGAUGACUGGUGACGAGCAUCCCUUGACCUUUUCAUUCUCAGGCGUGUCGGAAGAGAACUGGAAGAGCUUUAACGAUGAGAUUGAUCACGGCGAAGUGAAUCAAGCAGCGGCUGCUCGCAUCGAUGCCGCGUUGACCGAGCAGCUCAUGUAACGAUGAGUUGAAACGCAGUCAUGUAAAGUUCACGGAUUCUCGCUCUGUUCGUUCCGUCUGUUCUUUUUGUUGUGUGUGUGUGUGUGUGUGUGUGUGUGUGUGUGU
Molecule: messenger RNA, 1983 nt
Organism: Capsaspora owczarzaki ATCC 30864
Lineage: Eukaryota; Filasterea; Ministeriida; Capsasporidae
Exons: 4
Coding region: 64-1878 (604 amino acids)
Source: RefSeq, a predicted model, not a curated record